CUACACUAACUACUUGCACGGAAAAUGAAAUGAUCCAUUUAUUUAACAACCAAACAAGACUCGUAACGCCAAACACCCUCCGCCGCAACGACUUCAGAACUAAACAGCAACACUUCGGACUACUAAUAAAAUGCCCGCACCAAAAUACGCGUGGUCGGAAAAUAUGACGAAUCCGCCGCCGCCGUCUCCUCCUCCUUUCUCCACCCCGGCGAAGAAGUCCGGCCGCCUCUCACCUCUUCUUCUCCCUCUUCUCGCCUUCGUCGUCUUCGCCUCCCUCAUCUACGGCGAAGACUUGUCCUGCUUUUUCCGCCACCGCGAUUUCUCCGCCUCCUCCCGAUCUACCCGCCUCCCCGCCGACCUCCGCGCCGCCGCUCUCCACGAGGAGAAGAGGCGGAAAUGGGCGUUCGCGGCGGAGGACGGCUGCGAUGUUUUUAGCGGGCGGUGGGUCCGGGAUGCGGAGCGGCGGCCGUUGUACGAGGAGGAGGAGUGUCCGUACAUACAGCCGCAGCUGACCUGCCAAGAGCACGGCCGGCCGGAGAAGAAGUACCAGCGGUGGAGGUGGCAGCCCCACGGCUGUUCUCUUCCCAGUUUCAAUGCGACAUUAGUGUUAGAAAGCUUGCGGGGGAAGAAGAUGAUGUUUGUUGGAGAUUCGGUUAACAGAGGACAAUUUGUCUCUAUGGUUUGUCUUCUCCAUAGGAUCAUACCUCCCAAUGCAAAAUCCAUACAAGAAUUUGGUUCCCUCACCGUUUUCACCGCUAAGGAAUAUAAUGCGACGGUAGAGUUCUACUGGGCCCCAUUUCUUCUUGAGUCGAACUCGGACGACGCAGUGGUACAUAAGAUAAAAGACCGAGUGGUCCGCAAAGGUUCGAUAAACAAGCAUGGAACAUUCUGGAAAGGUGCUGACGUCAUCGUCUUCGACACCUACCUUUGGUGGAUGACUGGCAAUGACUUCAAAAUCUUGCAAUCAGGAUCAUUUGAGGAUAAAGAGAAAGAUGUAGUGAUGGUAUCAACAGAGGAAGCUUACAGUAUGGCAUUGAAAACUUUGGUGAGAUGGGUGAACCAAAAUAUGGACCCAAACCAAACAAGAGUCUUCUUCACAAGCAUGUCUCCUUCCCAUCAAAAGGGCAUAGAAUGGGGAGGUGGCCCAAGAGAGAACUGUUACAACCAAACAACACCAAUAGAAGAUCCAAAGUAUUGGGGAUCAGAGUGUAAAAGGAACAUAAUGAGAGUGACUGGGGAGAUACUUGGAGAGUCAAGUGUCCCAAUAACAUUCCUAAACAUAACACAAUUGUCAAGUUAUAGGAAAGAUGCCCACACCUCAAUAUACAAGCAGCAAUGGAGUCCUCUCACCCCAGAGCAACUGGCUGACCCUCUUAGCUAUGCUGAUUGUGUACAUUGGUGCUUGCCUGGCCUUCCUGAUACUUGGAAUGAGCUUUUGUUUGCCAAACUUUUCUACCCUUAGAUAUUUUUUUAUACUAUGUAAUUAUACAUUGGGAUUUUACCUAAAUAGUACUAAACUAUAGUAACUUUU
This is a messenger RNA of Cuscuta campestris, 1531 nucleotides long. The record is from the annotation of a GenBank genome assembly. Lineage: Eukaryota; Viridiplantae; Streptophyta; Magnoliopsida; Solanales; Convolvulaceae.